UUUAAAUGUUAUACACAAUGCUACAUUUCUUAAUUCUUUCUUCAAACUCUCACUUAAUAACAGCAACUCUUUGUGAUCAGAUUAUCCAUCUACUGUUAAAAUUAGCUAUAGUGCUGAGAUAGUCUAUAAACAUCAGAAAUAUUAAAAAAUGAAUUUUACUUUUUACUUUUGGACACUUUAUAAAUUUCUAUUUGUGCAUGACCCUUUUUAAUGGGAAGUAUAGUUAUUUUUUGUUUGUUUUUUUACAGGUCAAGUCACGUGAUUCUCUCUUUAAUUCAAUUUAAUAAUUUUCACAUUUCUGACAAUUUUUAAAUUUUGUUUUCAUUUUUGUCUCUCUCUCUCUCUCUCUCUCUCUCGGGCACGUGCGCACGCAGGGCGCGCGCCUCCUCUCUGUAGUUCUGUCGGCAGCGUCGCACGCGCAGCGUUUGGGUGAUAUUUUUUGCAGUUUUGCGCUAAAUGUGACGUUGUUUUUUCUUCUUUUUUUCCUUUUUAAAAGAGAAUCCAGCGACGACUGCUCAAACCGUGUCCUCUAACCUCUACAUGUCACCUUUGACUCUGGUUGUGCCCUUAAUUUUCUCAACACGAUGACUCGUCUUCACUUCUGUGACCUCAGUCGAAUGAGAUGAACACGCUUCCGCUCUAUGAUCACCCCACCCAACAUCACGACACUUCCCUUACCACCGUGCUAGCGUCCAAUCAGCCGUGGUGAUGCACAUGAUAGCCAACAUCUCCUCGGCAAACCGCACAGAGGGUUUCCAGGAAGAGGAUGUGGCCAUCGAUGUCCCAGCGUCUCCUCCUUCUUCUCCACGCCAAACAUUGAGAUUUUCAGACAUCGAGGGAAACUUGGCGACACCACCUGACCUGGCUCCGCCUCCUCCACCACCGCCACCUCCUCCACCUCCUCUGCCGCCACCUCUGCUUCCAGGGCUAGGAGACCCUGCAGUCGGACUGAGGCGGAAGAAGAGCGUUAGGAGUUUCUUCUGGAAGACGAUACCAGAGGAGCAGGUGAAGGGGCGGGCCAACCUGUGGACCCAGGGACAGAUGCAGCAGCAUCGCUACCAGAUUGACGUUCACACCAUUGAGGAGCUCUUCGGUCACAGUGACUCUCAAUCCAAUGACAAGGCCACGCCCGCCCGGGGAUUGAAGGCUCGAGGCUCGUUCAGGGACACCAAAGAGGAGGUCUGUAUUCUGGAUCCUAAGAGAGGGAUGAACAUUGGGAUUUUCCUCAAACAGUUUAAAAAGACAAACCACGUUAUAGUAGAUGAUAUUCGCCAUGGCAACAGUGAGGCGUAUGGGGCGGAGCCUCUGAGGGAGUUGCUGAAACUGCUGCCAGAGGCGGAAGAGGUGAAGAAGUUGAAAGCGUACUGCGGCGAUGUCUCUAAGCUCUCAUUGGCUGAUUCCUUCAUGUACCUGCUGCUUCAGUUGCCCAGUUAUUUGGUUCGUAUCGAGUCCAUGCUGUUGAAGGAGGAGUUCCCGGGGUCGUGUGAGGCCAUGAAACAAGACAUUAGGACACUUCGCGCUGCCAUCAAAGAGCUGAUGUGUUGUGAGGAGCUCCACGCUGUUCUCCACCUGGUGCUGCAGGCCGGAAACAUCCUCAACGCUGGAGGUUACGCGGGAAACGCUGUGGGCUUCAAGCUGUCAUCCCUCCUUUCUCUGGCCGACACUAAAGCCAACAAACCGGGCAUGAACCUGCUGCAUUUUGUGGCUCUGGAAGCGCAGAAAAAAGAUGAGAAGCUGCUGGAGUUUCCUCUGAAGCUGAGUCACAUCCAGGCAGCUUCCAGGAUCUCCUUGGAAACGCUGGAUUUCGACCUGCAGUGGCUGACGUCUCGCACACACUCAGUAGAGGAGAGCAUCCAAAGAGACACAGAGCUGCUGCAGCAGCUGGAUGCCUUCCUGCAGCGUGCCACUUCGUCACUGUGCUCACUUCGCGGCAGCCGGCAGCAGCUCAGGAAAGAAGGCAACGAACUGCUGGAGUUCUUCUGUGAGGACAGAGACACAUUCAGACUGGACGACUGCUUCAGCAUCUUCAACACGUUCUGCUCCCGCUUCACUGAUGCCGUCCAGGAGAACAUGCAGCGAGAACGUAAGGAAGAAGUCCGUCAACGUCAGUUACUGGAGCUGGAGGAGCAGAAGAGGCAUUCAUGGUCUGGUGGUGAGGAGGUGGGCGGAGCCUUUGGUUUUUGCCACAGCAGUGAGAUGAGUAUGAUUGGCGCUAUGUCACAGCGCAGUGAAACUGGACUGCUAAUAGAGUUCCUGUCCUCUAGGACACAUCGCCGCUCACCCUUCAACAACUUAGACAAGUCAAGAUGGUCAAGGAGCUUAAGGCGUUCCCGGAACUCCCCAUCCAGGUCACCAUCCCUUGUUGCAGAGCGCGAUCUGAGCACUUUCCUGGGGGCAGGACCACCUAGUUCUAAGGUUUUCUGGGAGACUAUCCAGGGAGAGGCGAGGAAAUUUUCCCAGUCAACCACACACAGGUUCAUAAAUCCCGAAUAUUCCACUCGGAAUCAAACCCAAAGCCUGGCGGUCAAAGGGUCCAAGUUAUCCCGAAACCAGCGGAAUCAGAUUGGUGAGAUGGACCCACAAACUCCUCCUCCUCCUUCUUCCAGGAAUACAGGGGGUUUAAGAUUAGCAUUGACACAACAUACAGCCAUCACUUACCUCAACCAGGACAACACUCGGACUCUAAUAGACCACAUAGGCCCUGCCGGGGAAGUUGUUCGCAAAGCUACCGCCAACUCCAACCAGCAGCAAUCUGACCACAACAACAAUGGCAGUCAUCUGCCAGAUCAUUUUUUAAAUGAGCAGAAAAAAGUGCUUUCAGACCACGAAACCCACUUUCGUUUGGGAGAUGAAAAAACCUUAAACGCCAGUGAGGAUUUUAGCAUGCAAAUCCCCUCGAGUGAUGAAAAACCCCAAACCGGCACUUCCAAAAUCAGCAACAUGACGGUGCUUAUAGAGAAAUGCACCCUUGUGCCUGAGCUGAAACUGUUUGAUAAGGUCAUGACCCCAAAAUGUCAUGAAGGUGAAGUGCCUCACUCCAUCCGCCUCCAUGGACAUCACCAAGACGAUCUUGUUGUUGCAGAUUUGGAAGAGGAAGUAGCAGACCAAUCCCGUGUCUGGGAGGCACAAAAUAAUUCCCAAGUUGUGAAUACUGGAAAAUCCAACAUGCCAAUGAGGUGUUCCUCCUCACCCACUCCAUCAGAGAGGGAGGAGGAGGAGAAGAUGGUGGUGUGGUGUGUGACGGGUGUGUGUGAGGCUGCUGAUGAGUUGACACGAUCUAACGAUGUACCUGUGCAAAUGGUGGAUCCACGCUGGCAUGAUAACCAAGCAGACCAUCAAGAUUCCUGUACUGCAUUCAGUCGAACACCAUCAGAACUCCAUCCAGCCAAUAAGACGCCAGUACCUGAACCCAUCAGCAGCCAACCAGUGCCCGUGUCCCGCCCUGAAGACCCGUCACUUCCCAUCUCAUCCAGCAGGCAACCUGCAUCAGCCAAUAAAAUGCCUGCUGUCACUACAGAUGCCUCGAAGGAAGAUAAAGGACCAGCCAGUCAAGAGAACGUCGCAGAACACCUGUCCAGUGAGAAGAUAGGUUUGGAUGCUCUUCCUGAGCAAUUACCACAUGGCAAGAGUAGAAGUGAAAUCAGUUCUCGUUGUACAGCCAAAGAAAAUACAAGAGUGGUUUCUUCCACCAGUGAAAAGGCACAACCGGAAACCUCGACCAAACUAUUGGGCAAGAACCGCCCUUCCUCUAAAACCCGGCCUUCUGGGCUCAAGGUUUCAAAUGCACAAACUGCUGUCUCCAACAAAUCCAAAGCCAUCCGUACUUUGACCAAGUCAGAGAACGAGGACAUCAGGCGGGUUGUGCACAUUUCCAAAUCCACCCGAGGUGCCAGCUCACCGGGCAAACACUCUGAGAAGCCUCCAGGCCACAAGAGUCCUUCAAGGACUUCAGCGCCUGCCAGUCUAACAGUGUCUAACCCCAGCGGUGCCUCCCUUCAGCAGGGGGACAGACCCUUGUCUGCCCCUUCAUCCCGACGUGCCAGCAUCCACAAGAUACAAGACCCUAAAGAGGUUCCUGCAGUCAAGGAGUCUGUCAGAGACCAGAAGGAUAAAUUGCAAAGACGACCGUCCAUCCGAAAGCCUUUAGUGAAGCCCAAAGCCCAACCAGAGGAGAAAAUGUGCCGCUCCACACUCCGGGCGCUGUCCCAGGCUGUAGCAAAAGGUGGUGGCAGUGCAAGUGCCCCCGUCACCCCAUCACAUAAAACCACUGCAACUUCAUCCUCACAACUUCCAAGCUUUGCUCGAAGCACUGCUUCUUCCACUUUCAGACGGAGUCAGACCACCCUCACUUCUCCUGCUCCUCCUCAUUCUUCCCAUCGCAGCACAGACUUGUCUCCCAAAACCUCCCCUAGGACAACCUCCUCCUCUUGCACCCAUCCGUCCAGCACGGCCUCCACUUUUAUCCAAACAGGCUCACUGAGAGCCUCCAUGUCAUCGAGAUCUUUAGAUCUACGCAGCCCGUCAUCGUCGUCCUUGCAGAAGACAUCUAAGAGUAUUAGGACGCUUCCUUGCUCCCCAAGCUGUGACUCACUGGCUCCACCUAAAGGCCAACAGCAAAAAACCAGCGGCAGCUUCUCGGACAAGUCGUCUCAUUCAAAUGAAUCUGGGAAGCCCACUAAACCAGGCUGGAGAUAACAGGAGGAGUCUAGGCUAUGUUCCAGCAAGACAUCUGGAUGGUGUCUCCAAGUCCUUCCUUCUUAUCUCUUUUGAAUAUUGAAACUUUUUGACAUAGGAAGAAUGAAUGCAGUUCCAAAUGAAAGCAGAAAGUCUUCCUCAGGAAAAACGACAAGUGGCAAAAGAAGGAAUGUCCAAGCUUGGGUUCGAAGUGCAAUUAACCGACCCUAUCUUUGUUUGAAAAUGAAGACAAAUUUGGCUUCUGCACUUUACACUGCAACCCUACAUGGAAGUAUAACCCAUAGUCUCCAAAGUGUUCAUUCAAACACUUUAGGUGUCCGUAACGGGAGAGGAAGAAUUCAACUCAGAAUUAUUGUACUAUACGUUCUCUAAUUAAAACUGAUGUUUAUAUAACCCGCCUCAAAUAACAGCCGGGGAUGCGACCCCUUUGAAAUGUAUAAAUCUCAAAUCCAGGUAGUUUUAGACCUUUUGGUUUUAACUCCGGCUUUCAAAAAGAACGAUGUCACUCUAUCACGUGGAAUUUUGUUCCAGUGACUAAUAAGAAUCUUUUCUGAAUAAUUACCAGCAUGUACUUGUUAAAUUUCCUCAACUUUAAAGAAAUGGCGACCUUAUUUGUUGGACGUUUUUUAUGCCUGUAAACGUUUAAGUAGAUUAAGUAACACUGACGUCUUUAAAGGUACGGUAACGGCUCCAUUGUUACUUUUACAAAUAAUUAUUUUUUUAAAGGCCGUCUUUGUUUUACAGACAAGCAACAUCUCGCGGUUGUGCAACUUUUAUUGUGUAGCAAAUCAUUGUUAUGCAACUUUCAAUUCUCUUGGGAGGAUGUCGAAAUAAAACGGGUGGCAAAGUAGUAACAGACAAAUCUGGGACUUUGCAGAGCUGCAGUUUGUCCAUUGUAUUCUACCAACGUUGUUGCCUUAUUUUAAUGAUGACCUUGGCAUUUCGCAACCCGUAGGUGAGCCCUUUAUUUUCCAAGAACUUGACAGAUGUGGCAGGUAACUUGCACAAAUUGGAGAAACAGGAAAAAAUAAUUUAGCAUUGCGCUGAAUUGCGUAGACAUUAAAUUGGUUUGAGACAAUUUCCUGCCAAAAUGUGGGUGUGAAAUAAUCUGAGAAAAAUAAAUAGGAAUCUUGACUUGCUCAGGUGUGACAUCACUUUUAUUAUAUGCAUGUUUUUAAAAGAAAAUGACAAUAAAUAAAUUUUAAAAACAAAUAUUGAGGAUUUUUUUUUUUUAAUUAAGUUCCUCCAAGUAUAAAAGAGAUUUGAUGAAAUGGCAUUAUUUUAUGUGUGAAACGACUUUUUUUUGAUUGUGCACCUUUAGUGUCACUAACCACACUGAGGUUUUUUUUUUUUCCCUGUGUGUAACCUGGUUAAAAUAAAUUUGUAAAUAUGACUGUAGCUUAAAAUCACUGAGAAUCAUGUCAGUGAUUAGUUUUUGACGAGGAGCGAUCCAAAGUGUCUGUGCCUUGUUUGUACAUUACUCUUAUUUAUGUACUGUAUGUGUUUAAUUGUUUGAUAUAUAAUGUAUAUACUAGUUAAAUAAAGUAUUAUUCC
This is a messenger RNA of Thalassophryne amazonica, 6249 nucleotides long. RefSeq names its product FH2 domain-containing protein 1-like. Lineage: Eukaryota; Metazoa; Chordata; Actinopteri; Batrachoidiformes; Batrachoididae. The transcript is spliced from 14 exons. The record is from RefSeq and is a predicted model, not a curated record. Bases 709 to 4695 code for a protein of 1328 amino acids.